GGAAAAUAUUGGAGAGGAAAACAAGGAAGAGUCGGCUCUUAUGGGGCUGCUGUGUCUUGGAGGAUUUUCUGCAUGAUUUGAGGAUCCUUUGCCUGAAUAUAUGUUAUCCUCUAACAUAUUUCCACUGAAAGGUAGUUAUUUUGAGUCCUGGAGAGAUAGCCGGCCGCAAAUCCAACCAAACCGGUUCCAACUGCCACCAACUGCUUUAAAAAAAUUCAACGGCCACGAUUACUCUAAACACAAUGCGCUUCAUAAACAGCCUGUUGAAAAAAAAUGGUCGUUUUUCACCCUCAGUUGUGUCUCAAUCAUGGUGGUCCAAAUGCAUGUACUCAUUGUUAUUUCAGCCCUGGCUUUCUCCUUCUUCACCGCCAAUGGUUCUGACCCUGCAAGUUCAGAUAAAGCACCACUACCUAAAUUUGCUUUCAGUUGGUUGGAUGACAAAGACACAUUCCGUGCCGGUGAUGUUGCGGCUAUAAAGAUUAAAGUACUGGAACACGCUGACAAGCUUGAUAAAAAUGCUUUUAAGCCCACUCUUACGGUGAACGAAAAGAUGGGGAAUAGCUCUUAUGUAUCUGGGGUUCUUUUGGAUUUUGAGGGUGAUCCUAGCGAUUGGAAAAUUAACUUCAUUGUGAUCACAGCCGGGUUAUUCAAUGUGCUCAUUGAGGAAAACGAUUUCAAAGUGUUCGAUUCCUCAAUGCAUUUCCAAGUUGAACCAGGUCAAAUGUACCCGUCUGUCUGUGUUGCUUCUUGGAUGAAUCUUAUGAAUGAGUUUGAUGCCGGGACAAAAGCGGCAGUUCUGAUACUUCCUAGAGAUGCAUUUGGGAAUAAUAUCUCUUCAACCACUGAAGAGCCCAAUGUACAUAAUUUUACGGUGUCAGCAUUUUAUGCAAAUGGUUCCAUUGCAGUUGUCCCAAACAUCACCUUCAUGGGUUGGAAUGAAUUUGGUUAUAUCAUCAUCGAGUUUAUUACGGUGCAGGCUGGAGACCUCUCAUUGCAUGUAGAAGGUGACAAUGAAACUUUGAAUGGCUCUCCACUACCAUUUAAGGUGAACCCAGGACCUCUAGAGAUUUCCAAUUGCAUGGCUACGUGGAACUUUGAACCAAAUGGGUGGCAACUAUUCUCAAAGAUGGAAAUAUUUAUACAGCAAAAGGAUCAAUAUGGGAAUUUUGUUCCAGGAUUAUAUGAAUUUGAUGCUGAAGUUGUUGAAAAAGAGACGAAUUUGUCUAUCCCUGUUGCAGACUUACACUUUGAAGAAGUCAUGGCAGGAAUUCAGUUGUUUUCUUUUAGCAAUUUGGAACCAGGGAACUUCUUACUAACAAUAUAUGAUCUCAAGCAUGAUGAAAGCAUUUCCAACAUGCCGUAUGCCUAUACUGUCUUCGUAGGUUAUUGCGAUGCGUUGGAAAGUGUUGUCAAUGGAUCUGGUCUAAAUAAUUCGCUUUCCGGGGAAGUGGCAGAGUUCUCAGUUUAUUUGAAUGAUCAUUAUCAAUACCCCUCUCAGGUUGAAGUAGAGAGGCUUCAAGUACAAAUAGCAAGGGAAAUUGAUUCCUAUUAUGUAUUGCCAAGCAUAUAUCCUCUGCAUAUCCCCAACGGCAGUGAACCCACUGGGAGAUUGAGAUAUGGUGCCACAAGCCAGAUGGAAAUUGCCCCUUCACCGUCUGUUGACCUGAGUAACAUUUCUGUUGGGAACUCAAAAGUUCAGGCCAGUUCCUUUAAUGUGGUGUAUACACCUGACAAGAGUGGGAUUUAUGAAAUUCGUGUAUUUUGUGGAAAUAUUCUGCUGAAUGGUGGCCACUCAUUCACAAAGGAUGUAAUAGCAGGUGAAGUUAAUAUAUCACUCUCAGGAGUUCUGAGAUUCAAUCCCAAGGUGCCAAAACUGAUUAAAAAUGAAAUAGUAGUGCAGCUCAAGGAUUCAUUUCAAAACCCUGUUUUGUUGCAACAAUCAAGGCUCAAGUUAGAGAUUGCUUCAAUCAACAAUUCUGGCUUUUCAAGUUGGACGUUUGUAGAUAACAAUGAUGGGUCAUACACUGUUCAUUAUCUGGCCAAGGAUGUUGGCACUUACCAGAUGUGUGCUUCUUUUGAUGGAAAACAACUCUCACCCUGCCCGUUUGAAGUCAAUGUGUACACUAGUGAAUAUUUUCCCAUAGCCUACAAUGAUACAAUAUCUGUUUGGGAGGAUGAGUCCAUUGCUUUUGAUGCUUUAGCAAAUGACUACUUUGCUGGUGACAAUGCAACUAUUGUUGAAUACACAAAAACAGGUCACGGUUCACUUUUACAGUAUGGAAGGCUUCUUAGAUAUACUCCUUACAAGGAUUAUUAUGGGAAUGAUUCUUUUUCAUACACAAUGUCUGAUAUAAAUGGCAAUCUUGCUACUGCCACUGUAAACAUUUCUGUUCUCAGUAUCCCACCCCAGUUUGUUUCCUCUCCAAGUGAAUUGCAAGCAACUGAAGAUGUCGUAAAUCCCAGAUUCGGGGGCUUCUCUGGGUUUGAGAUUAAAUAUUCAGAUCAGAUGGAGAACAUUUCCAUUACUCUCAGUGCAAAGUUUGGGACUGUCUUUUUGUCUCCCAUGCUGAUGCAAUUUUGGCAGCCAAUGUGGAGUGGACUAUUUGUAAACAGAGGGGGUCAAGAAGCAAAGGACCUGAUCUUAGAAGGCUGCGCAGAAGUAAUCAAUUUUGCGCUUCAGUCAAUUCAGUAUCUUGGAAAUGAGAACUUCAGUGGUAAUGAUACAAUGCGAGUCUCUACCAGGAACAAGAAUGGAAAAAACGAUUUGGAUGUUCCAGUUUUUGUGGACCCUAUCAAUGAUCCUCCAUUUAUUCAUGUUCCUGAAAUUAUUAUCCUGAAGGGUAAUGAAGACGAGUCACUGAUCUUUGACAGAGAAAGAGACAAGUUUGAGUUUUAUGUUGGGGAUCCAGAUCUUCUUAACUUCACAGGUGGUGAGAUAAACUUCAUAGUGGAGUUCUCUUUGGAAGUUAAUGAUGGACUUUUGGUCACUAGUUUACCAGCUGAGCUCAUUAAUACAACUGAACUGAAGUUAAAGAACAUUUAUCUGUGGCAACCUCUGCAGACAUAUGUUACUAUCUCAAAACAUUUUAAAGUCAAAGCUAACGGUAUUAGAUUUCGGGCCACAGUCAAUUAUUGCAAUAGUAUUAUGCAACAACUGUUUUAUCAUGGUGGAGAACAUGGUGCUAUUUUAACAGUGACAUUAAAUGAUAUGGGAAACUACGGGUGUUAUCCAGAUUGUGCUGAAAGGGUAUCAUUGCCUUUAUACACUGAGGCUGCUGUAAAUCUAAUAAGAAGAAGGCCAAUGAGUUCAUUGGUAGCUCAUACCCUAGGAUCAGCUAUCGUCAUCGAAUUUCUCUUGGUUUUCUCUCUUGGAGUACUGCUUCUAUUUUUUACAUGCAAGUGUGCAUUUCUUCUUGUAAGUGAAAGAAGAAACCGGCACAUGGAAAGUUCUGAGAUAGCUAGUGUGCAAAGUUCUCAUGAACCAACUAAAGUCACUUUUAAUGUGGCAUGUUUUGCUUACUCGACCAUGUGCAGCCAAGUACAAAUUUAUCUGGGGAUACAACUUACUUCACUGGAUGCUGUUCAAGCUCCUCCUUGUCUAGAAGCCGAUUUUCCAACUUUCGCCAGCGGUCUCGACGUCUAUCUGGAAAAGGAGAAUCGAGGAAGCCAGAGUUUCACUCUUCGCAUUCUUUUGGUGAUCAAAGUCAGCGAACUUCUCUACCCAGUAUCAAGGCACUUGCUAUUGAAAAAGGGCAAACUGAAACAGCUUGACAUAUUGCAUAAAUUUGAACUCUUUAACCAAGUCAGAGACUUUAACCUUGUUGAAAGGCAAUUUUUUUUUUUUGUUUCCUUAGCAUACUUAAUCGUUUGAUUGUUUAUC
Alnus glutinosa is the source of this 3880-nucleotide messenger RNA. RefSeq names its product protein GAMETE EXPRESSED 2-like. Bases 101 to 3871 code for a protein of 1256 amino acids. NCBI's taxonomy places the organism in Eukaryota, Viridiplantae, Streptophyta, Magnoliopsida, Fagales, Betulaceae. Gene Ontology annotation, molecular function: actin filament binding. Gene Ontology annotation, biological process: actin cytoskeleton organization; pollen sperm cell differentiation. The record is from RefSeq and is a predicted model, not a curated record. The transcript has 17 exons.